Messenger RNA from Ostertagia ostertagi, 372 nucleotides. NCBI's taxonomy places the organism in Eukaryota, Metazoa, Nematoda, Chromadorea, Rhabditida, Trichostrongylidae. The record is from the annotation of a GenBank genome assembly.
AUGGCCUACCCGGUGGCGCUGCAGAGCAAGGCCCUGACGAUACGGCGUUACCUUGAGGCGCACUACAACUGGCUGUUCAAGGAGCCGCGCCGCUACACCGAGAGCAACUCACUGCAACUGGUCAAGCAGCUGGCGUUGGGCGGCAACCAUGUGGUGUUCACGUCCGAGCUGGACGUGGCGGCGGAACUGGCCAGCGGCCAGCUGGUUUUCAUCCCCAUCCGGGACAAGGGGGCUGAACCACAGGAGAUCAGCGUGGCCGUGGAUGCCACCAAGCCGCCCGGACCUAUCGUGAAGCUGGUGUCCGAGCGGCUGAUCGCAGUGCUGCAGGGCUGCCUUGCUGCGGCACGUGCCCCCGGUACACACAAGGUCUGA